UGACAAGAAGAUGACAUGACCGAUGAUUGAUGUUGCUAUUUUUUUUACAGUUAUAACCAAAAUAAAAUGUAUUAUAUUUCAAAAUUUUGUCGAAUAUGUGUUCAACCAAAGAACAAAUUAAUAGAUCUUGAUAUUGAAGAUUUUGAUAAAGUGAAAUUAAGUGAAAAAUUGGAAGUUUGCACAAAAAUGGUUGUCACCAAAGAAAGUCUUUCUACUGAAAUUUGUUUGGAAUGUCUGUCCAAACUUCGCACAUCCUACCAUUUCCUUAAUAUGUGCAAGAAAUCAACCAAAAAAUUACAUGGAUACUACAAAACCUUAUUGUCUAAAGAGGAAAGAGAUCAAGACUUGAAACGCUUUGUCAAUGCAGAUUUGCAUGUAGAAGUCACUCCAGUAAGGACAGUAAACUUGUGUAAAGUAAAUGAUUUCUGUGAUGACAAUGAGACUCAUAGUGUUAGAGAAAAACGUAAGAGAAUUACAAAGGAACAACGCUGCUCUUUAUUAAAACGACUACUUACAAAUCCAGAUCAAAAUAAAAGAGAUUGGGAUAAUGUUUCACGGAAAUAUAACGGAGGGCUAAAAAAUAUUAUAAACUUUACAAAAAAUUAUGAAUUUGGUGGAAUUUUGGAUAAAAAUUCAAACUAUGAAACAACUGCAUUAGAAAAAUUAAAGGCAUUUUCAGUUGAGUUUUUUAGAAAAGAUUUUUCUGAAUUUAAAAACACAAUAUUAUACAUCAUAGAAAACAAAGAUAAUUUAUGUGAGAGUGGAGACAGUGAAGAUGAAGAUUUUUUUAAUAAUAAGCUUGAAGAUGAAUCAAAAGAAAAUAUUGUAAAAUUUGAAGAAGUUAUCAUUGAACCUGAUAUAAAAAUAAAAACGGAAUUUGAAUAUGAGGAAGGAGAAUGUUCUUUAGAUUAUACAGAAAAUAUUCAAUGCAAAGAAGAGAUAAAAGAGGAACAGGACAGCCAUGAACACUUUUCUAAUUCAAGUUCUCUAAAUUAUAGUGAAUACCCAGAGGAGCCUUCAUUAACAAUUGAAAAAGUUAGUUCUAUGGUAUCUCUAAAUAAUUUUGUUGGUAACUAUCAGCAUAAACGAACAUUUUCCUCAAGUAAUGUGAGAUGUAGAACAAGGGAAAACCCUUAUAUUAAUCCCCUUUUAAAACAACAAUUUUUAUAUAGAAGUUUUAGGUGUGAACAAUGUAAUAGGUACUUUAAGAGUCCAGGGUAUUUAAAAGCACAUUACUCAAAAGUCCAUUAAAGUUUCAAUAUUGAGUCAAUGGUUUUUAUAUAUUUGUUGAAAUUGUUUUCGAUAUACUUUAAAAUUUAUAUUAUUUUUAAUAGUUAUAUUGUAAAUAUGUAUAGGUAAAUAUACUAUUUUUCAUCAAUCAUGUAUAUAACCAGAGGUGGCAAUUGGGUGUCAAAAUGAAAAACAAGGAACUGUCAAUGUAAAUGGAAGGGAUUGUCAACAACAUAAAAAAUGAGGUAAAGAGCAACCUCCAAUCACCACCACUGGACAUAACCAUAUAAGGUAAAUCUAAUGUUUUUGUUUUAUAAACAAAUUAAUAUAGUCAGAAAGGAUUGACUUAAUAGACAUUUUAAUGUAUUAAUUAUAAAUUAAUAUUUAAUAUAUUUACUAUGUAAAUGUUACAAAAUAUUCCAAUAAGAGGCAUUUACACUAUUAAAUUAUGUGUGUAUAAAAUCUACACAGACCAUAAAGUAUCGUCCCCAUGUAUUUAUUUUUUAUAAAAUUAACUUCAUUAAAGAUUACUUUCAAUUAAGGUAUUAAAAAGGAGUAAUAUACAGGGUGGGUACUUUUUAUAUACCACUUCUACCUUGGUAUGAAAGAAAUGGUAAGAAACUUUCUUUGUGCUAGUAAAAGGUCAGAAACUGAUUUAAAAUAGAACAAAUGUUAUUAAAGUCUGAAGAGCUAGCCAUACUACGUCAAUGAAAAAUCUUAGAUUUAUGAAGUAUCUGAGGUUUAGUAGUCACAAUAUACUGGUUUAAAGUAUCUAGAACAAGUGUUAUUAAUGUCUGAAUCAUUAGAUUUACAAAGUCUUUCAGAUUUAAGAUCUCAAUAUACUUCACAAAAUAGGUCUUCAUGAAGUAAGACAUUUAAUGCCUAAUUUCAACACAUUCAGAAACAACAUUUGAUGACAGAUUUCAUAUUUAAUUUGAGAACUAAAUAUUAGAAACUUUUGAAAUUCUCUAUGAAAUUAAAAAUAAACCUUGAUAUAGUCUAAAAAAUAUGAUAAUCAGAUAAUAUGCAAAUGUCUCUUAUUUUUACCAUCUAGUUAUAUUUUAGAUAAAUCUUUGAAGGCCUAAUUUUGUAUUCUAAAUACCAAUAGAUUUUAUUUGUGUACAAAAAAAUCAAAUUAUUACUACGUUUAUCAAAAAAAGUAGGUAAUUAUAACAAAUUGUGAUUAUUCACUUAUUUAGUUUAUUUAAUAAAAAUGUUACUGUAUUCAUGAAAAGGUACCUAAAAACUUUCUUUGUUUAAAUAAUGAAUUUGUAAAAAUUGUCCAAAAUUGUAUUUACCAACUUUAUCCAUGAUAAAACCCAGCUAUUGAUUUGAGAGCAAACUGCGAACACUUUCAAAAUUUCUAAUUCCUUCUGAGCCUUAUUUAUUUUUAAUUCAAUUUUUGUGAAAUUUUCAGGAAAUACCAAUAAUAACAAAACUAAAACUGAAGAAUCCUUGAUUUUUUUGUAAACCUUAGAAAAGUAUUUAUUUUGAUAAUUUUUAAAAGAAAUUAAAAAAACAUUUUGUAUUAAAUCUAUUAAUUGGCUGCUUUUUGUUUUAAUAAGACCUAGUAGUUUUUAAAUGGGAGGGUAUCCCAUUUUCUUUCUUAAAUGUCUCUGUAGCCUUAAUUUUGCAGAAAUUUAGAGCUUUCAAUUUUCUUGAGACACAUAACAACGCGAACUAUGCCCAGUGGCGAGAGGUACGGUUUGCUCUCAAUCUGUCUUUUUUAUCACUGGAAAAACAUUGAAUAUACAUAUUGAUAAGCUUAAAAGCGACUUUUAUUAUUUUUAACUAAAACGGACUAUUUUAAAAUAAAAUAAUAUUAUUACCAAGUUAUAUUAAUACAUUCAUGGAUACAACAGUAGGAUUUUUAAUUUUCUGUUAUUAUUGUUUUCUUUAAUGCACUCUACACUCACAACGUGAAAUCUUUGAAACGGGUUCCAAAAACCGACUCGGAUCGGAGAACAAGGCGUAAAUACGCUUGAAAUACGUAAAUAAAAGCGAAAAUCAUAUACACUGACGUUCGUAGAGCUUCAUGGACUUUCGCGGGGUGAAUCUGGAGCCUGCUAAAAGGUACCAUUUCGGAACGCGCGACAGACGAUAUACGACAGCAGACGCGACGGCAAAGGAGACCAAGAAUGGUCUCUUCAUGUCUGAACACAUGCAAUUAUAUAAAACACAUUUCGCAAGGCGCGACCAGUACAAGAGACAGAAGUCGACGACAAAUAGAUCGGUCUCGGGGUAGCCUUUGCUACCUGUCUCGCUUAGUCAUCGCUUGUAUUUCGAGGUGAUUAGUCGAUAUUUUAUAGAAAUGGUAGUUGCAAAGUUCUAUCCUGGGCAGUGUUGCCAGAUGAAAAUUUGCUGGAACAGUAUGGGUGAAAAAAAAAACCGUAGAUCGGAACAGUAUAUUUUAAUACAGGGGGAAACGAAAAAUAAUUUUUCUACCCAAAUUAGAAAGUAAAAGAAUAAAAACAAAUAAUAAAAUUUUUAAUAUAUACUUAACGUCCGGAAAAAAAACCAAUGAAAAAUAAUAGAUCAGUCUGAAUCAGAUAAUUCAAAUAGCAUGCAUGUUCUUUUUAUGAUGCCUUAUUAAUUCUUGUUGCAUUUUAAAUAAAAACGUAAUGCUUAUCGUGAGGUUUUUUUUUUAAGGAGCAAACCUACAGUAGUGGAUGCUUAUUACGCUGUUUUUACUUCAGCAAAUUUACUAGAGAAAAUAUUAUUUGACCAUUUGCUGAAGAAUGAGGCAAACUUAAUAAAAUAAGAACAACAUUUGUUAAGUUGGUGAAAACAGUAGAUUUCAUGCCUAAAACAGGAGAACAGAGACAAAAACAGCAACACUGAUCGUUCCCUCGAAUUGUCGUCUGCGAUUGUCGUGUCGCCUGUCUCCUUCCCAGACAGCACACCAAAUCCUUUGGAUAUCUACUGGACAUCCCAAUAUCCACUGAAUGUCCAGUCCACAGUGGAUAUCUAUUUCAUGAGAUGUAAUUUAUAGACAUGUCCAUAAAUAAUAGUAAUUAUAUAGCAAAUUAUUAAAAAAUUACGCCAUUGUGCUCGCCAUUGUGGCUAAUAGUACCAUUCAGAUAUUUAAAAUUAUUUUUAAGGUGUAUUCAAUAUCCCAUGGACAUUCACUAAAUAUAUCAAAGUCUAGGCGCGAACGCAAACCAUGGUGGAUAUCUACUAGAUGUAAUUUUUGAUUUUGCCCACUAAGAAGAAAGUCAUUCUUGAACCGGUUUCGUCCUUAUUAGGACUAGAAUUAUUUCCUUUUUUAAGAAUAGCUCGCCUGGCUUUUAUUCCACCUAGUCUCUGAACUAGGUACCACAGCGACCUUUGAUUUUGCUUACUAAGUAUAGAUGGCGAUACCACUUGCGCUCGUUGAAUAUCUACUCAUGCUCAACCCGCCGUAACUGAGUUCGAUCGAAAUUGGUAUUGCAAUUUGCAAUCAGACUCCAUUAGAGACUGGAGUCGAGAAUUUCUAUUUAUUGCUGAAGAGUCCUAAUGAGGAUGACUUUCUCCUUAGUGGGCAAAAUCAAAGGCAGAGUGUUGAAAAUAUUUUCUAUCUCUGCUAUUUUCUUUCGACGUUAUUCAAUAAUCAUUGGUUACUUAUGAACCUCUACUAAAGGUAUCCAUAAAAUAUUUUGCUGAAUAUCCAUAUUAGAUCCACUGGAUAUAUUGGAUAUCCACAAAAUAUAUUCUGUGGAUAUCUCUGGGAUUUCUUGUAUUGUCUGGGAGAUACCCAUUAGAUAUUUAGCUGGAUAUCCAUAGGAUAUCUCCUAUAUUCUCGAUAUAGACGGACAUUUGGAUAUCCAUAUUAGAUCCACAGGAUAUUUCUGAUUAUCCUGU
This is a messenger RNA of Psylliodes chrysocephalus, 5070 nucleotides long. The record is from the annotation of a GenBank genome assembly. NCBI's taxonomy places the organism in Eukaryota, Metazoa, Arthropoda, Insecta, Coleoptera, Chrysomelidae.